Messenger RNA from Penicillium canescens, 1623 nucleotides. Its product is annotated as cytochrome P450. Bases 1 to 1623 code for a protein of 540 amino acids. NCBI's taxonomy places the organism in Eukaryota, Fungi, Ascomycota, Eurotiomycetes, Eurotiales, Aspergillaceae. The record is from RefSeq and is a predicted model, not a curated record. The transcript has 7 exons. Gene Ontology annotation, molecular function: oxidoreductase activity, acting on paired donors, with incorporation or reduction of molecular oxygen; heme binding; iron ion binding.
AUGGACCUUACUCAGAACUCCCAUGCUCUCUUAGCCUUGGGUAGUGGUAUUACUCUUCACCAUCUGUUCUACCGCUUGAGCGAGUGGGAUACUAGAUCUCUGUCCCUGUUGACUUCGUAUAUCUUUGUUUUUGCCGCUGGGAGUGUUAGCAUUUGGUUUUUGAACAGCCAAACAAAAGCUGUCAUCCCUUUCUCACCAAAUGAGUUCCAAAAGCUUUGGCUCUAUCACAUCCUCGGUGUGUACAGCAGCAUGCUGGCCUACCGAGGAUUCUUCCACAGACUGGGCAAAUUCCCUGGUCCUUUCUUUGCUCGGUUUUCCAACUUCUAUCUGACAAUGAUGUCUUCCAAACUUCAUCUCUACAAGGAGAUUGACAGGCAUCAUGAGACAUAUGGAGACUAUGUUCGGACAGGUCCUACCGAGCUCUCAAUCGCAGACCCAGCAGCUGUCCAGUCUAUUUACGGUACCCAGUCAAAGACCACGAAAGGUCCUUGGUAUACGUUGCUCGACCCGCGAGUGUGCCUAUCAUUCACCAGAGACAAGCAAGAACAUGCGCGUCGUCGGAGAGUUUGGGAUCACGGCUUCAGCACCAGAGCAAUCCGCGCCUAUGAACCAAUCGUUACAAAGUACGCCCAGCAACUCGUGGGAGUCGUGGAGCGAGACAUUGCCAGUCCAAUUGAUAUGACGCGGUGGUUCAGCUACUAUGCAUUUGACGUGAUGGGAAAUCUUGCCUUUGGAAAAUCAUUCAAUAUGAUUGCCGACGGCAAAGAGGCCUACUUCCUAAAGACCAUUAGGACGGAUAUGACAAACAUUGGCUAUCUCAAACAUAUGCCGUGGAUAUUCCCUAUUCUGAUGAAUAUUCCGCUCCUCAACGCAAACAACCUGAGGUUCUGGAAAUGGAUUGAAACUCAAUUCCUGGAAAGGAGUGCAAAUGAACCAGAGCAGCGAGAUAUCUUUUCUUGGAUUCUUGAUGCAUACAAGAAGGGCCCCCAGUCAAACCAAGACAUGCUCAACCUCCAUGGAGAUGGCUAUCUUAUUGUUGUGGCGGGAAGUGACACGACUUCUACAACUCUAUCGCAUCUUUGGUUCCACCUUGGCAGUAACAAGGCUCUAGUUCAGAAGCUUCAGAAUGAGAUCGAUGCUCUUCAGGAGCUGAAUGAUGAUACGAUCUCCAAGAUCGAUCUCCUCGAUGCCGCAAUCCACGAAACACUUAGGUUGCAUCCAGUGGUUCCUUCUGGCCUUCAGAGACUCACUCCACCCGAGGGUAUGACCAUUGGCGAGACAUAUGUUCCCGGAAACACCAUUGUCCAAGUUCCCUUGUACACGAUAUUCAGAGACCCACGGGCAUUCGAGCGUCCAAACGAGUUCAUUGCUGAACGGUGGACUACCAAACCUGAACUGGUCAAGGAUAGAUCCGUGUUCAUUCCAUUCAAUACAGGACCGUGGGCCUGUGUUGGUAGACGGCUUGCGCUCAUGGAGCUUCGGCGAGUGACCGCAGAGCUCCUUCUCCGAUAUGACAUUUCUUUUGCCCCGGAUAAACCCAACGAGACUUUUUUGGAAGACGGGAAGGACAUGUUUACCCUUGCUGCUGCACCGCUAUUCUUGAAUUUCACCAAGAGAGGGUAA